AUGAAAUAUUCUUCCCAGCGCGAAGAAGAAGAAAAGAAUGAGGAGAAAUCGACGAAAAAUUCAUUUUUCGCGAGAAAUUCGUUUCGUCGGACACUUGGCGCGGCGAAACAGCAGCGACGCGAAAAGCCCGGAUUCUCAUCGAUCCGUCGCUCGAAAUCGACAUCGGCCAAGGUUCGCGACGAUCGAAUGGCGCUGAUGGGUCCCGCGCAGAAAUCGGUGCCGCCGAUGCCGGCACAAGAGCAACUCGAGAAAAUGUUUGACGAUGUUCUGAAACACAUGGACCUACCCGUCGAUAAAAUCCGAAUAUUGCGAAGUUAUGAUAAUGAGAAGAAAUGGAAGUUGAUCAAUGAUCAGCAAAUGCAAGUGGCGAAUAAGCCGAUCACACCGCCGGCGAAAUAUCUCGAAAAAUUGGCGUAUUUUCUGGAUAAAAAAAUGCUCAAAAAAGCGCUCAAAAGCAAAGAGAUUUUGGCCGAUGAGACGUCGACAAGCGUUUUGAGGCACAUCGAAAUCAGUUUGCGAACGAAUAGCGUUGAUUGGGUUUUCGAAUUUCUCGAGGCGCCGAAUCACGGAUUGCAGAAGCUCGUCGAUUACAUGAGGCAUUUGUUGGCGGAUUGCGCGUCGGUGCCGUCGACGUCGAAUGGUCUUCCGACAACAUCUGGCAACAAUUCUGUCCAUGAAUCGCCAUCGCAUAACUCGUCGUCAGACGUCAGCGCGAAUGCCUCAUCAAUAUUCGGUUCGAGUUUCGACGCCACGGCGAAUUUGCUCAAAAAAGGACCCCUUACGAUAUCGAAAGGGAAAAUUAGCAAGAGUGUCGGUGAAGCUGAAGACGACAUUCAUAUAUGUAUGAUGUGUCUAAGAGCGAUUAUGAACAACAAGAAUGGAUUCCAACAAGUUUUUGCUCACACUGAAGCGAUUUACUGCAUUGUUCGCAGUAUUUUGCACCAGAAUUUGAGAACGAAAACACUUGUUAUUCAAAUGCUUUCGUCGAUUUGUAUGGUCCAAGGCGGUCAGGAGAUUGUCAGCGACGCGUUCGAUCGAUUCGAGAAGGAUUUCCGCGAGCCGAGGCGAUUUUGGACGCUGAUGCAAUUCGUCAAAAGUCCGCCAGAAUUCCAUGUUGAAUUUUUGUCAUCUGCCGUACAAUUUUUCGACUAUUUCGUCAAUAAUGUCGAUGAUUUGAAUUUUCGCGUUCAUUUACAAUAUGAGAUGACACUUUUGGGUUUGGAUAAAUAUAUUGAGCAAAUGGCUGAUUGUGAGUCGGACGAGCUGCAAGAGCGAAUGAUUAGCUAUGCGAAUAGUGCGAUCGACGUUGCGCAAUUAUUGGAUGACUCGAAUCAGAAGAAUGAGCUGCUCGACGAGCGCGAGAAUCUCAAGAAUCGUUUGUCGGCGGCGAACGAGCGCGUUCAGGAGGUGGAGGCGAAAUGGAUCACCGACAAGGCGGCGCUCGAUCGGCGACUAUUGGAUUUGGUGAUGGAACGCGAUCGGAUGGAGAAGGAUUAUGUGGAGCAGAAGGGAACGUGGACGAAGACGAUGAAUGAGAAGGAUCGGCAAGCUCGCGAGGACCGCAAACGGCUUGAGCAGAGGAUUGCCGAGCUUGAAGCGAUUCAGAAGACGAUGCAAGCUGGAUUGCAGGUUCAGCAGCAACAGCAGGAGAAGAGCAAAUCGCCGCUAACACCACCUCCGCCAGCUCCCGGACCGCAUAAGGAGAGGAGGUCGAGCUCGAAGGAAGCGUCGCCGAAGCCGCCUGGUUCGAAUAUUCCGCCGCCGCCGCCGAUUGCCGGGUUGGUGGCGGCGAAUGGGGCGAGUGUGCCGAUUCCGCCACCGCCACCGCCGCCGAUGAUUGGAAGUGGUCCACCGCCACCCCCACCGCCACCGCCACCUCCGGGCAUUGGCGGAGGACCACCACCGCCGCCGCCACCGCCUGGCGGAUUUGCGCCGCCUAGCAAUGAUUGUAAGACGAUCAAAAAGAUCUAUCAGACGAAGAACAAAUUGCCGCAAUUGAAUUGGACGGCGAUGAAGCCGAAUCAGGCGAAGAACACGGUGUUCGAGAAAUUGAACGAUGAGCUCAUUAUUGAGAAGCUCGAUUUUACGAAACUGGAGGAGAUGUUCAAAAUGACGCCGGCGGUUUUGAUUGAGCCGAAGAAUGAUUCAACGACGAUCGGGCAGAUUAGUCCGGCGUCGACGGGUAGCUCGACGACGUCGUCGGCGAGAAAGAACACGCUGUUAGACACUAAGCGGCUGCAGAAUGUUGCGAUCACUAGAAGGAAGGUGGCGAUGGAUUCGAAGUCGAUAAUGGCAGCGGUGCAUCAGUUGGAUCUCAAGAGUCUUCCUCCCGAGAAGGUUGACAUUCUCUCUCGGAUUUUGCCGACCGAUGAGGAGCGCAAAAUGUAUGCCGAUAAGGCGGGCGAGUUGGAUGGACUAUCGGAUGAGGAUUUGUUCUUGGCGAAUUUGUGCGAGAUUGAGCGUCUUGAGCACAAACUCACCAUCAUGAGGGUGAUGGCCGAGUUUGACGAGACCGCCGCGCUUUUGGAGCCACAAUUGAGGCAUGUGACGGCGGCGUCGAAAUGCGCGAGAGACGCCACCGAGUUUCAUGGUGUUCUCGAGGUGAUCCUCGCGUUCGGCAACUAUAUGAACAGCGGCAAACGCGGUGGAGCCUAUGGAUUCAAACUCGCCUCGCUGGAUUCGCUCGCCAUUCUCAAAUCGCCCACCGAUCGAACGUUGACACUUCUUCACAUGAUUGUCGAGUCGAUCGAGAAAUGUUUGCCGGAGUUGAGGAAUUUCGCGCAACAACUCAAAUUUGUCGACAAAGCGACGACGGUUCAAUGGGAUAGUGUGGCGGCGGACGUGAAGGAAUUGGAGAGUGGAUUCAAGACUGCUGAGAAGGAGCGAGCUCUUAAAGGAGCAGAUUGUCCGCCGAGUUUGGUCGAGUUUUUGGAAUCGCACAAAGAGAAGAUGGAGCAGCUUCAGAAUGCGUUCCGAUUGGCUCAGAAAACCUUUUCGGAAUGUGUCGAAUUCUACGGCGAGAAUCCGCAAUCGACGGCGCCGAACGUGUUCUUCCAGAAGUUGUCGCAUUUCGUUGGCAAUUAUGCGAAAUGUCGGCAGGAGAACGAAGCGCGCGCGGCCGCCGAGCGACGCCAGAAAGAGGAGGCGGAGAGGCGAGCGCGAGCGGCGACGGCGGCGUCGCAGAAGCCCGCCGAUCAGGCCGAGUUGAUGCUUGAGUUGGCUGAGAGGGUCGGACGAGGUCCGAGGCGGCAGCGGGAGAAGAUUGAGAGCACACGAAUGGAUCAUGGCGAUUUCGAGAAGUUGAUGAAUGGCCUGAAACAUACUGGAAUCACGACGCCGAAUCGGCGGAAGGUGUCGAAAUCGCCGUCGCCGGCACCGCGGAAUAGCGUGCCGCCGCCGGUGGCGCCGAAAACUCGCGUGCUGAGCUUUCGAUCGUACUUUGCUUGCUCGCCGCCGCCGCUUCGUCAAAAAAUGCCGCAGUACGUUUUCGAAAUGGGAAUGACGUGCUCGGGAUGUGCGAACGCCGCGCGCAAGGUGCUCGGAAAACUUGGAGAAGACAAACUGAAAAUUGAUGAUAUCAAUGUGGAGACGAAGAUGAUUACGGUCACCACGGAGCUCACCGCGGACGUGGUCCUUGAAGCUCUCAAGAAGACUGGAAAAGAGGUAAAACUUGUUCAAUAG
This is a messenger RNA of Caenorhabditis bovis, 3681 nucleotides long. Lineage: Eukaryota; Metazoa; Nematoda; Chromadorea; Rhabditida; Rhabditidae. The record is from the annotation of a GenBank genome assembly.